Mus caroli (Ryukyu mouse) is the source of this 1616-nucleotide messenger RNA. RefSeq names its product neuroglobin (gene Ngb). The record is from RefSeq and is a predicted model, not a curated record. Lineage: Eukaryota; Metazoa; Chordata; Mammalia; Rodentia; Muridae. Gene Ontology annotation, molecular function: heme binding; oxygen binding.
GCCACCGUAGCUUUAAUGGGCGGUUCUCUGGGAGCUUUGGGGUGUAGGGCGCAGCUGCCCAAGCGGGGUCCCCGGAAGCGCCCGAGGCCAAGCUGGCCGUGCGCAUCCUCUGGGCUGGACCAGUAAAGGCGCAGUUGCUGGGCCCCACCCAACUAAGGCACUGGGCCUGGAGGGGGGCUCCCCCGCGUCGCCGAGGAGAUGGCGCUGCAUGUGCGUUGACUGCGCCCACGCCUCGAGGGUCCCAUCACUGCGUCCUUCGACUCUCCUGGGAGAGAGAGCAUGGAGCGCCCGGAGUCAGAGCUGAUCCGGCAGAGCUGGCGGGUGGUGAGCCGCAGCCCUCUGGAACAUGGCACUGUCUUGUUCGCCAGGCUCUUCGCCCUGGAACCCAGCCUGCUGCCUCUCUUCCAGUACAAUGGCCGCCAGUUCUCCAGCUCUGAGGACUGUCUCUCCUCUCCAGAAUUCCUGGACCACAUUAGGAAGGUGAUGCUAGUGAUUGAUGCUGCAGUGACCAACGUGGAGGACCUGUCUUCAUUGGAGGAGUACCUGACCAGCUUGGGCAGGAAGCAUCGGGCAGUGGGAGUGAGGCUCAGCUCCUUCUCGACAGUUGGUGAGUCCCUGCUCUACAUGCUGGAGAAGUGCCUGGGUCCCGACUUUACACCAGCUACAAGGACCGCCUGGAGCCAACUCUACGGAGCUGUGGUGCAAGCCAUGAGCCGAGGCUGGGAUGGGGAGUAAGAGACAAGCCAGUGCCCCUAUCUAUGUGUGUCUGUCUGUGAUCUGCCUGUUGUAGUCUUAGCCUCUCCCUCAGGGUCUCUCUGUACCUUGGUCUUCAUCCCCUUGGCCAUCCUAGAGAGGUGAUGGGAGAGGGUUCUGUCUCAGCUUCUGGUCAGCUGCAGGGAGGUGGAUUUCCUUCCCUCAUCCCCAUAGAUGUCCUGCUGCAUGCCUGGUUAGCUCUCCCCAGGAGGCAGAACAAUUUGGGUAGUGAGGUGGCAUGGGGGUUCUUCUCGGAGAAGCUUUCUGCCAAGGUGAGGGAAAAGUGACUAGGCUUCUAGAAUUUUCCACCUUGCCUGCCCAGUCUCUCUGAUACUUCCCUGCCAAGCUGUUUACUUUCCAACAAUGAAGAGGAGAGACUUUUUAGUGUUUCUGGGGAUCUCAGGCAAGGGAAGCAUAGAAGAUGGCGUUCUUCAGUGGCAUUGGGGCUCCCUGCUCAGACACCCCAUACAAAACCUCUUGUGCUCUUGGUUCAGCAUUUCUGGUGGAAGCACCCCAAUAUUCUUUUGGGGGAAACCUAACUGGCCAGCCAUAAUGGAGAGCCCAGAGGGCAAGGAGGAGGAGUGACCUCAUCCCACAUGGCCUGGAAUUCUGGGGCUCUUCCUGCCACCUUAUUGUAGCAGGGCUGAAUCCUGUCUUCCCACCCUCUUCUGCUCACCCACCGCUCUCCAGCUGUGGGCCCCUAGCUCUGUGUUUAAUGCUUGAGGUGGACUCGUGCCUGGGAUGAUGAGUGGGAGAGAAUAGAGUAGGGAGGGCCCUUGUCCCCAUCCCCACCCACCCACACUUUCUUGCUCUGUGCUGUGGCUUUAUAAACUCACAAGAAAUAAACAUGUUCUGUGUGCUGA